GUGGGACUGGGCUCCGCUGCUCUCCAGACACAGCUCCACCGCGUAAGGGGCCGUCAGUUUUUCAGACAAAAGAAAUCCGGCAGCGCACACGGAGGCUGGUUUCCCAAGUUACACAUUCUGCGCUUAUUUUCCACCUUAUGAGUGGAAGCAGCUUACCAGCAUCUGCAGCAUUUGAGCUUCGCCUGCAGAUUCAAGCUGUUAGGUUGGACAGCCCCGAAAAACCAAUCUACGUUCCAUUCCUCAUUGUUGGAUCAAUAUUUAUUGCCUUCAUUAUUGUGGGCUCUCUGGUAGCAGUUUACUGUUGCACAUGUUUAAGACCUAAACAGCCAUCGCAGCCAAUACGAUUUUCUCUGCGGAGCUAUCAGACCGAGACUCUUCCCAUGAUCCUGGCCUCGACAAGCUUCCGGACGCCGUCGAGGCAGUCCAGUACUGCAACAAGUUCCAGUUCAACCGGCGGCUCAGUUCGCAGGUUCUCCUUUCCCCGGGCAGAGCCAGGGUGCCUUGUGGCAUCGCCACCUCCACCAUACACCUCUGGCUGCUUCCAGGCAGCCCAUGCAGUCCACCUGACCCAGCCGUCGGGAUUUCUGGUGUCACCGCCGUACUUUGGGUAUCCCCUCCAGCCGGAGCCUGCCCUGGCUGGGAAGAGCUGCUCCGAUUUUAGUCAGAGCUGA
Cariama cristata (Red-legged seriema) is the source of this 671-nucleotide messenger RNA. It is a transcript of the gene SHISA3, whose product is annotated as shisa family member 3. The transcript has 2 exons. Lineage: Eukaryota; Metazoa; Chordata; Aves; Cariamiformes; Cariamidae. The annotation marks the transcript as partial. The record is from RefSeq and is a predicted model, not a curated record.